UUUGUGUUCUAUUAACCAGACUAGUAUAAAAUGAGUUCGAAGAAGGGUAAGCGUAAUUUAGGUAAUAAGCACUUUCCAAUAGCUGAGUCUGUGAGUAUUGCUCUAAAGAUACAGCUGGAUAAAUUCUUAAGUGAUGAAAAUGAAACGGAACUUAAAUUUCCAACGUUUCUGUCGGCUCAAGAACGCGGGUUUAUUCACGAAACUGUCGCCAAAUUGGGUCUGAAGUCCAAAUCGCGCGGGAAAGGAGUAAACCGAUACUUGACAAUAUACAAGAGAGUUGGUUCGACCAUUAUACAGAAUGAUGCUAAGCUCAUACUGGACUCAAACAUGCGUUGUAGUAUCACAGAAUUAUUUAAUGCAUUUCCAAUUACGAGCAAAGAAAAGGAUGACUUAAGCUGCUGCCCUGAAAAGGAGCGUAGUCCGCAAUUAGCGAAUAAAACUCUAGGGCAGCUUAAUAAUGGCGUGGCACAGGUUCCUAACACGACAUAUAAUCCUGACUUGCUCAAGUUCAGGGAAAAGUUACCAGUUUAUGAGCAACGGCAAGAUUUAAUAAAUGCCAUAACACACAAUCAGGUGAUAAUAGUGGCAGGUGCAACAGGGUGCGGUAAAACGACCCAGUUGCCUCAGCUCAUACUAGACUAUUGCCAGGAGAACAAGCAACCUGCUCGGAUAUACUGCACCCAGCCCCGGAGGAUCUCAGCCGUUUCUGUUGCUGAAAGGGUAGCUUAUGAAAGAAUGGAAAAAAUAGGUCAAUCUGUCGGCUAUCAAAUCAGAUUGGAAUCACGAGUGAGUCCCCGCACCGUACUCACUUACUGCACAAAUGGUGUGUUGCUUAGAACUCUUAUGGGCGGAGAUACUGCACUCACUGGUGUGACCCACGUGCUGGUGGAUGAGGUUCACGAGCGAGACAAGUUCAGCGAUUUCCUACUGGUGGCGCUGAGGGACGCCCUGGCGCGCCUCAAGGACCUCAAGGUGUUGCUCAUGUCCGCUACCAUGGACACGCAGAUCUUCUCCAGAUACUUCAACAACUGCCCUGUAAUAACCAUCCCCGGACGUCUGCAUGAGGUCCAGCGGUACUACCUCGAAGAUAUCCUCAAGAUAACCAAAUACAGCACCAAGAGGAUGUUGCAAGUGGAACGGGAGCUGAAGGCCAAGCUCAAAAGCGGACAGAGCUACUGGUCUCAUCUUGAGGGGCAAAAGCAAAACUUGGAAGAAGUUAAUAAGGAUGAAAAAGAGCAAUUAGAUCCGGCUCUACAAGCUGAUAUGGAUGAGUUCUUGGAUGAGUGCUUCAACGAGGGUAGUUUGGACUCGUUCAGCCAGUUGCUGUACAUGUUCGUGUCGGAGGGCGUGCCGGCCUCGUGCGCGCACUCGCGCUGCGGCCGCGGGGCGCUCGCCGCCGCCGCCGCGCGCGGGCUUUCGGACGUCGCGCGGCAGCUGCUGCGGAUCGGUGCCGACCCAAACUUGAAAGAUAAAAGUGGAAAAACUCCAUACGACUACGCAGUCGAAAAUGGUCACACAGAAUGCGCUAAACUUUUAGCGACAUUUACGCACACGGAGGAAGCCAAGAAUGGCCAAGAGGAGGACACUUCCGCAGACGACUUCCUCCUAGACGUUUAUAAUCACGCUUUUUCUGAAGAGUUAAUUGACCACGACCUCAUGCUAGCCCUCGUGAGACAUAUACAUAUAACCAUGCCCAAAGGCAGCAUCCUAAUUUUCCUGCCGGGCUAUGACGACAUCGUAACUUUAAGAGAUCUGAUCCAGAGUUGUUCGGAUAUGAACGUAAUGAAAUACCAGAUAUUUACGCUACAUAGCAACAUGCAGACGUUGGACCAGAAGAAAGUGUUCAACCCCUUACCUAACGCGAGAAAAAUUAUUAUAUCGACGAACAUCGCAGAGACAUCUAUAACGAUCGAUGACGUGGUGUACGUUGUGGACUCGUGCAAAGUUAAGGAGAAGUAUUAUGAGUCGAACGGUGGUGUGUGCUCACUUCAGUGUGUGUGGACGUCAAGGGCUUGCUGUCAGCAAAGGGCGGGCCGCGCCGGUAGGACCAAACCCGGACACUGCUUCCACAUGUGUUCCAAGCGAAGAUUCAAAACUCUACCUCUAACCUCCGUACCAGAAAUAUUGAGAGUUCCUCUACAAGAAUUAUGCCUUCACACUAAGCUGCUAGCACCAGGUAAUACUCCCAUAGCAGAUUUUCUAUCAAAAGCUCUGGAACCGCCCUCGUUCUUGGCGGUACGGAACGCGGUCACUUUACUCAAGACGAUUGGGGCGUUAACACCCAUGGAAGAUUUGACAGAGAUCGGUCAACAUCUACUGGAUCUCACCGUCGAACCAAAAUUGGGAAAAAUGUUGCUUUACGCGUGUGUCAUGAAGUGCCUUGAUCCGAUUUUAACUAUUGUAUGCAGUUUAGCGAAUAAAGAACCGUUCCAGAUAUCAAUGAACCCGGAAAACAGGAAGAAGGGUGGAAUGGCCAGGAAAGAGUUUGCCGCAGAUAGCUACUCGGAUCAUAUGGCCUUGCUUCGGGCCUUUCAAGCUUGGCAGACCGCCAGAGCGAACGGUACAGAGAAAGCAUUUUGUGCGAAAAAUUUAAUCUGUGGUGCCACAAUGGAAAUGAUUGUUGGCUAUAGAUCUCAAUUAUUGGCCCAACUUAGGGCUUUAUGUCUCGUUAAAGCCAGAGGUUCCGGCGACAUAAAGGACGUGAAUUUGAACUCCGAAAAGUGGCACGUAGUUAAAGCCGUUUUAGUCAGUGGACUCUAUCCUUCUAUAGCGAGGGUAGACAGAGAUUCGUGUACUCUAAGAACAUCUAAAGAAGUAAAAGUUGCCUUCCAUCCGAGCUCUACGCUACACCGUGGCGGCGGCGUCUCGGGGUCACAAAAAUCGGUACAAAACUUGCCGACCGAUUGGGUCGUAUUUGAAGAAAUAUCGCGCGUGGGACGGUUCUGUUUCAUCCGAUGCAAUACCCUAGUAACUCCACUAACGGUGGCUCUGUUCGGAGGACCUUUAAGACUUCCAGCGGGGGCUUUAACUCAGAGAGCUAACCCCCCAGGAUUGUCGAGCGAUUCGGACAGCGAAGCCGAUGAAAAUAACUCGUCACCAGACACGGCCGUCUUAACACUUGACGAUUGGAUGGCGUUUACCGCCGAUGCGUCUGACGCUAUAAGCGUUUACUAUUUAAGACAAAAGCUCUGCGCCCUCGUUAUUCGUCGGAUGUCGAAUCCAGCGAAAUCGAUGACUCCCCUCGACGAGCAGAUAUUGACCACAGUGGUACACAUACUUGGUUCAGAAGAGAAAAACGUAGGUCUGAACCAACCAAGUGGUAUCGGACAGAGGCCGAAACCCCUCACCCUCGACUCGCCCAACUGGCGAAUGCGAGUAGAUGAAGAGCAAUAUCGCCACGAAAACAAUAAACACUACCCGCAGUACGGACAGACUGAUUACGGGAAUGGAUACUACCAGAAUAGCUACGGUUAUAGAAACGGUCAGAGGCCGGGAUGGCGGAGUCCACUGUCGCCGCUGGCCGGUGCGGUGGCCGGUCCGGCGGCCGGGCCGGGAGCCGGACCGGGUGUGGACCGGGCUAUGGAUGAUGGUAUUCGUUACUUCGUAGUAAAGGCGGAUGACGUUCACGCCGUAGAGGCAGCGCAAGCCGGCGCUGGCUUCCCUUUCUCCCCCGCAACGGCCAAGAAGCUACAGAAGGCUAAACAGGAGGGUUACCGCGUGGUGGUGUUUUUCUCUGUGGCGAGUGCGUCUAAAUUUGUGGGCGCUGCGGCUGUGGGAGACAUGGCUUCGCUCGAGUGGAUCAGUGGACAACACGCCCCCUACCACACAGUGAGGCACAUAGUGAAUUCGCUGACAGGUGGUAGCCGAGUGGCUGGUGCCCGCGAUGGCACGGAGUUAUGUGCCGGGGCGGGUCGGGCUCUAAUAACAGCGCUGGCCCCACGUCGUCGCCAUCCACACCAACAACACCAACAACACCAACAACACCCACAACACCAACAGCACUCCCAGCACUCCCAGCACUCCCAGCACUCCCAACACUCUCAACACUCUCAACACUCCCACCAUCAACCGAGACCCAUUCAAAAGCACUCCGGCGACCUGUAGUGUUACUGACGUCUAUUAACUUAUCACACACGCGCAUAUUUGUAACAUAAUCGUUUCGUCCCGUUUCUCUAUGACUAUUAAAAGUUUUUCUCUUGUUUACAGUA
Molecule: messenger RNA, 4208 nt
Organism: Melitaea cinxia (Glanville fritillary)
Lineage: Eukaryota; Metazoa; Arthropoda; Insecta; Lepidoptera; Nymphalidae
Product: 3'-5' RNA helicase YTHDC2-like
Exons: 12
Coding region: 31-4104 (1357 amino acids)
Cellular component (GO): intracellular anatomical structure
Molecular function (GO): RNA binding; protein binding; ATP binding
Source: RefSeq, a predicted model, not a curated record